CCUCGCCACGCAAAGUCGUGAGUGGAAGGGGUGGCCGCGCGCGCGACAGUGCCGUCCGCCGCUGGCAUUCCAAGCCGUGGCGCGAUUAGGCCAUUAUUUAAUUAUCUGCCCUUUAUUCCUCAGAUGUUUAUCAGCUGCUUUGCAUAUCACGUGGGGGAGGGCGGUCCAAUGAGCGCCGUCGUGGCGCGACACUGGCGCGUCAGCCCUGGUCAAGUCUGGGAGAUUUAGUAUCUCUUUUUUCAGUCUUUGGGGCUUUUAAAAAAGAGCCACUAGUCUCAAUGCGGAUCGGGCUAUGACAGCCUCCGUGCUCCUCCAUCCCCGCUGGAUCGAGCCCGUCAUGUUCCUCUACGACAACAGCCUGGAGGAGAUCAACAAGAACAUGGAAGCCGGUUUCCACGCGGCGGCGGCGGCGGCCGCAGGCACCAACUUCGCCGCGGCCAACCAAUGCCGGAACCUGAUGGCUCACCCAGCCUCGCUCGCCGCCCCGGGCAGCGCCGCCGCCUACACGUCGAGCGAGGCGCCCGCCGCCGCCGCGGGCAUGGCUGAGCCCGGGGCAUCUGUCAAGCAGUGCAGCCCCUGCUCGGCCGCCGUGCAGAGCUCGUCAGGGCCGGCCGCGCUGCCCUACGGCUACUUCGGCAGCGGCUACUUCCCGUGCCGCAUGAGCCACCACAACGCCGCGCUCAAGUCGUGCGCGCAGCCCGCCGCCUCCUUCGCCGACAAGUACAUGGACACGUCGGUAGGCGCCGCCGGAGAGGACUUCACCUCCCGCGCCAAGGAGUUCGCUUUCUACCAGGGCUACGCCGCCGGACCCUACCAGCCUGUGCCGGGCUACCUGGAUAUGCCCGUGGUGCCCACCAUCGGAGGCCCCGGGGAGCCCAGGCACGACUCGAUGCUGCCCAUGGAAAGCUACCAGCCCUGGGCUAUCACCAAUGGCUGGAACGGGCAGGUCUACUGCCCCAAGGAACAGAACCAGCCGCCCCACCUCUGGAAAUCCACUCUCCCGGACGUGGUUUCGCACCCUUCGGAUGCCAACUCCUACCGGCGUGGGAGAAAGAAGAGAGUGCCUUACACCAAAGUUCAGUUAAAGGAACUAGAAAGGGAAUAUGCUACAAAUAAAUUCAUUACCAAGGACAAGCGCAGAAGGAUAUCGGCCACUACGAACCUCUCAGAGAGGCAGGUCACAAUCUGGUUCCAAAACAGAAGGGUGAAAGAAAAAAAAGUCAUCAAUAAAUUGAAGACGACGAGUUAACGGAUUAAAUGAAAGUGCAGCUGCCAAGAGGCCUAAAAAAAACCCAACUCUCUUUC
Lacerta agilis (Sand lizard) is the source of this 1305-nucleotide messenger RNA. It is a transcript of the gene HOXA13, whose product is annotated as homeobox A13. Gene Ontology annotation, biological process: regulation of transcription by RNA polymerase II. The record is from RefSeq and is a predicted model, not a curated record. Gene Ontology annotation, molecular function: DNA-binding transcription factor activity, RNA polymerase II-specific; RNA polymerase II cis-regulatory region sequence-specific DNA binding. The transcript is spliced from 2 exons. Lineage: Eukaryota; Metazoa; Chordata; Lepidosauria; Squamata; Lacertidae. Bases 293 to 1249 code for a protein of 318 amino acids.